CGUCACGUUGGAUUGUUGUUAUUCUACCGAUUCUAGAAAAUACAUAUAAUAAUAUUUGUCGUAUGCACUAUUUCAAAGCGUUAUAAGUUUUAAUCAAGGAUAAUAAUAAUAUUUAAUAAGCAAAAAUGUUGUUUACCAAGUUGGAAGUACUGGUGGACUUAGGUGAGAAGCCUGAUCAGAAAGUUCUGGAUAAAACCAUCAAUGAGCUGAAGUCUCAAGAUGGUGUCAAGGAGGCAGUGUUCAAAAACGGGGCUUUCGUGGUAGAUUCAACUCUGCCAAGCUCUGUGGUGCUGGAUAUGGUCUCCAAAACCUCUGGGAGACGAGCAGUCUUGCAAGGAUUUGGAGACACCCAAUCAGCGGUGGCCAUGGUGUCCAGCGCGGAUUCCAGCGUGCUGGGCGUGGUGAGACUCCAGCAGCAGCGGGGCGCGCUCGUGGCGGACGGCAGCGUGGACGGGCUGGCCCCCGGGCUGCACGGGCUGCACCUGCACGAGACCGGGGACCUCAGCCAGGGUUGCGCGUCGCUGGGGCCCCACUACAACCCGCGCGGGGCGGCGCACGGGGCCCCGGGCGGCGCCGCGGGCGCGCGCCACGCGGGGGACCUGGGCAACAUCCGCGCCGACGAGCGCGGCAGGGCCACGUUCCGGAUCGUCGACCAUGUGCUGAACAUAUCGGACAUUAUCGGUCGCUCGAUCGCCAUCACGGAGCGCGCCGACGACCUCGGACAGGGCUCCAGCCCCCGCUCCAAGAUAGACGGAGACAGCGGCCCACCAAUAGCGUGCGGCAUCAUAGCGCGCUCUGCCGGCGUGUUCGAGAACCCGAAACGCAUAUGCGCGUGCGACGGCGUCGUGGUGUGGGACGAGCGCGACCGCCCGCUCGCCGGCAAGGGCCGCCGCUGCUGCCAGAAGGAUAAGGAAAACGACAACAAGGAACAGAAGCCUUGCUGCAAGGCGCAUUAAAUGCUGCUCAAAAACAGUCGGAAUAACUACCAAUGAACUUUGAACCUUUGAAGGGUGUUCAUACUUAAUAUUUGGAGGGGGGGACGUCUCGUUAAAAAUAAGGAAAAAAUAUUUUCCCCAUAACCUUUUGCACGCCAAUGACCGAUAUAUCCGCACCGCAGGUUCGCCAAAGACUGAUUAAUCGGUCACAGACCAUAUAGCAACAUAGACCUACGUGCAUAUGCAUAAAGUUCAAUUUCAGUUUUGACACCUCGGUGACGUGGCGUCCGAGUGACAGCUUUUGUUUGACACGGCGUCGAAAAGGUUAAGAAAUUUGAAUUAUUUAUAUUCAGGAAAUAAGUACCUACAUAGAGCUACAUAUAACGUAUAUUAAUAGAAAACGUUAACUACUUCUAUAGUUCGUUUUUUUAGCAUUAGAAAGAACUUGCAAGAAGGUAUUAAGUGAUCUUGACAUGUCUUUUAAUUGAAAAACGCCAUUUAAAAAUCAAAAACUAUUACUUAUAAGCAGAAGAAUAUAAAUGAUCGUAUUAGAUUCAUAAUUGUUACAUAUUUGCCGUAACUUAUUUUUUAAAUGUGUUUUUCAAUUAAAAGACACAUCAAGAUUGUUUACCUUAUUUCUAAUGCUAAAAAAACGAACUGAAGGAUUGUAUAGAAUAUAAAAUCCUACGAUAAUAAUGGAAAAACGAAAUCGAACUCACAUCAUUUAUUAUUAUUUACAAACAAACUUACUUAGUUACACAAAUUAACAGAUAUUGUGAAAUAUCCAUACAAAACAAAAGUGUAAACUUGCUUUAAAUUAAAAUAAAUCCUAUUACAUAGCUAAAGAACAAAAAAAAUGUUACAUUAUAAGUAUUAUAAAUGUAAAAUAGUUAUUUUUAACCUUUGGCAAGCUUUAACCGUCGUAAAAGCGAUAAUAAAGUUCGAUAUUAACCUUUCAUCUGAUCUGUCUAAGCUCUGAUCAGUGCGUACAAACUAAAAUCCUUUGUUUAAUACAAUAGGUUUAAAUUCGUUCGCACUGAUCAGUGCUUAGACAUACGAAGGGUUAAGACGAAAACAACUAUGUAGGCAAAUAAAAAAAAAACUUGAUAAAGUUGUUGGCGUAUGACUGAGGUAUUUGCGUUACAUACACAACGUUCCAAUGGUAAAAAAACCGUUAUAUUCAUAUUUUUUUAACUUUUUGUUAAGGGAUCAUUCAUUAAUUACGUCACACGAAUUUCUAGGUUUUUUGACCCCUCCCCCCUCCUUGUCACACUUGGUCACAUUUUGCAAAUCCCUCCCACCUGGUGUGACGUCACAUUUUAGGCAAUUUUGUUUUCAACGAAAUCGGCAAUACUAACUCGCCAUAUUUUUUUCAAUAAAAAAAUAUUUUUGGUAAAAGAACUAUUAGUAAUUUUAUAACACAAAACCAAUUAGGAACGAAAAUUACCUACUUCCAAAACCUCAUUAUUUAAAUGUACAGCAAAUAAAAAAAUAUAAAUUAAUUUUCGGUUACUGAUGAAGUGAUGAAAUUAAAAUGACGUCACAAUGUUUGUGACCCCCCCUCCCCCGUGUCACACAACAUGUCACAUUUUCUUGACCCCCUCCCCCCCUAAACGUGUGACGUAAUUAAUGGAUGACCUCUAAGAUAAUUACAUGUGUUAAUUUUAUUUUUAAGUUCGGUUGAAAGAGGAUACAGCUAGGUUUUAUUUUUAUUUAAUUUAUAUUACGGGAUUUGUUAAUGAUUGUAAAAAAUACAAUAAAUUAUUGAACAUA
Messenger RNA from Cydia fagiglandana, 2708 nucleotides. It is a transcript of the gene Ccs, whose product is annotated as copper chaperone for superoxide dismutase. The record is from RefSeq and is a predicted model, not a curated record. Gene Ontology annotation, molecular function: superoxide dismutase copper chaperone activity; copper ion binding. Lineage: Eukaryota; Metazoa; Arthropoda; Insecta; Lepidoptera; Tortricidae. Gene Ontology annotation, biological process: superoxide metabolic process. The coding region runs from base 126 to 956 and encodes 276 amino acids. The transcript has 8 exons.